AUGAAUGAAAUCAAGACUGACAGUCUGCAGAAGGGUUAUGUUGAUCUGAUGGAAAAAAUGGAUAAUGUCUUGGAAGAAUUUCCCCAAGUUGCCAAGAAAGAGGCUCCAGUGCCACCUCCUUUGCCCAGUCCACCAACAAGAAGUUACCAUCAAAAGGGGUUUGCAAUGGAUGGCUCAAAAUUAAGAGGAUGUAGUUAUGUCCAUACAGCUACCAGGGAUUUGUGGGACCAACUCUUUGAUGGAGGCUACAGAGCAGAUGUUACGAUUAGCACUGAUAAUGGUGGCUCCAUAUAUGCGCAUGCUAGUAUUCUUGGAAUGGCUUCUCCAGUUAUGAAAGGCAUGUUAAAGAAAGCAAAAGGCAGUGGUCGUCGACGGUUGUUCUCCAUUCAUGGUGUUCCACAUGAUGCUGUUAGAGUUUUUAUUCGAUUCCUGUAUUCUUCCUGUUACGAGAAAGAAGAAAUGGAGGAAUAUGUGUUGCAUUUGCUGGUGCUCUCUCACGUGUUUGUGGUCCCAGCACUGAAGCAAAUAUGUAUGCAGUGGUUAGAACAUGAUUUUCUUACCUCAGAGAACGUAGUUGACAUCUUUCAGCUUGCAUUGUUGUGCGAUGUUCCCCGGCUUAGCCUCAUUUGUCACCGAAUGAUCUUGAAGAACUUCCCGGAAAUUUCCAAUACUGAAGGAUGGAGAGUAAUGAAGAAGAGCCACCCAGCACUCGAAAAGGAACUUCUGGCAUCCAUGACUGAUGAAAAAAAUAUGCAAAAUGAAAGAAUUAGAAAAUCAAAUGAGAGAAAAAUCUAUUUGCAAUUAUACGAGGCAAUGGAGGCUCUUGUUCACAUAUGCAGAGAUGGUUGUCAGACAAUCGGGCCACACGAUAAAGAUUUCCGAGAUGAUCAGGCACCCUGCAAUUAUUCAGCAUGCAAAGGACUUGAAAUGAUCGUCCGCCAUUUUGCAAGUUGUAAGUUAAGAGUACCUGGUGGUUGCAUCCAUUGCAAGAGAAUGUGGCAACUAUUGGAACUACACUCCCGUCUGUGCAUUGAUUCAGAAGUUUGUAGAGUUCCUUUGUGCGGACUAAUCAACCUGAGGAAAUUGUGUCAUGUCAGGAAUUUCAAGGAGAGGAUCAAGAAACAAUGCAAGAAGGAUGAGAUUAAGUGGAGAAUACUAGUGAAAAAUAUACUUAAAACAAAGAGCAUAGGAGGAUCGCCAUUCUUUUCAUCGGCAUUUUCCAUGUCUUCUUGA
Dovyalis caffra is the source of this 1233-nucleotide messenger RNA. The record is from the annotation of a GenBank genome assembly. NCBI's taxonomy places the organism in Eukaryota, Viridiplantae, Streptophyta, Magnoliopsida, Malpighiales, Salicaceae.